Rotaria sordida is the source of this 294-nucleotide messenger RNA. The record is from the annotation of a GenBank genome assembly. Lineage: Eukaryota; Metazoa; Rotifera; Eurotatoria; Philodinida; Philodinidae.
AUGCGGGCGAAACUUUUGUCGCGCACUAAUAAAUGUGAUUAUAAAUCAACUUCAAAUUUACUUUGUCGUAUUGUUGGUUUUACAAUAAAUAAUGACGAAAUGUCGGAAUUGAAUGCUCAAAUUUUAACUCAAUCACAAAUUUUAUCAGGUUACAAUUAUCCAGUUCGCAUUAAUAAUGGACGUAUUCACCUGAAUAGAUUUCUAUUUCAACCUAAACCAAUUUCAAAAUUAACAAUUAUCUAUUUCGGUACAGAUUAUGAACGACAAAAAAAAUUUAACAAAAAAAUUUUGUAA